AUGAUUAUUUAUCCCAUGAAAUAUUUGUCGUACUUUAUAACGAACCAAUUAAAUGAUUCAUGGAUUGAGUUGCCACUUCUCAAACCUCAUCAUAUUAUUCAAUCACGAGAUAUCAAACGAUACUUCACAGGAGAUUUGGAGUCGCCUGUUGAAUCUUAUCCAUUAUUUCAAGGUUUGGAAAAACAUUAUCUCAGAGCUCAAAUUGCAAGGAUAACAGCUGCUACUCAAAUAUCACCACGUGAUUAUUUUGUACUCGACUACCAUUCAAAUUCAUACAAAUGGAGAAAAUUAAACUCUUUUCAAUCGAAAGUGAUGUCACAGAAAUGGAUCCACGAGUAUGCAGUGAACGAGGAAUACAAUCCUCUGUCGGUAUACGAUUUAUUGGAACCGAGCAACUGGGUACAUCACACUCCCUCGAUAACGGAAAAAGGAGUGACCCAGGCGUGGACCAAUAUUAUAGAGUCUGGAGAAGACUUACAACAAAAAUCAGGGAGCAUUGAAUAUGGUUGUAAGAUUAGGAUGAACUUAGAAAUCGGCCGAGGAGACGGUGACCAACUGGAAAUAUUUAGAAACCUGUCAAAUGACGCUUAUAUGGGUGAAAUGCCACCAUGGAAAUUCGAAUUGACCAAUCGGUUUGACCACACGAAUUCGUACGCGACCAUCCGGUCCAAUCUUUGGCCCGGAGCACACGCAGUUGCGCGUGAAAACCUUUUAGAUUAUACGUAUCACGGUUGGGGCCACAAAUGGGGCGCCUUUAGUUUCACGGUCCAGCCGUUGAGUGGAUAUCAGCUGUCGAAUUUCUAUAAAGACGAUAUCGGCAUGACCACUGAGAUGGGAGACCCGACUCCCGAAGACGAACUGGAGUAUUUAGCGAUAGUCAACAAGAGGAAGGAAAGACGAUCUCGUAGGAAAAUCAACGCUCUGCGACCGUUUUCUGCAGCAGACGAGGACGAGGAAAGAAUCCUAAAUCAACACGACUACGAAUGAUGCUGGUACGAUAGUACCCAUUGAUCGUAUCACUAUUGUUUUAUUAUAUAAAUAUAGGGAUUAUCCGCGGUGUACAACAUAACACAAUAUACAGUACCUACUUCCUAUAAUACCUAAGUAGCUUACCAACUUACCGUGUAUAAUAUUGUGCUGUUAUAUUUAUAUUUUUUGUUUUAUAAUUAUAAUCCUAUAUGGCUGUAUUGAAAUUGCA
Messenger RNA from Acyrthosiphon pisum (pea aphid), 1198 nucleotides. Its product is annotated as radial spoke head protein 6 homolog A-like. The record is from RefSeq and is a predicted model, not a curated record. NCBI's taxonomy places the organism in Eukaryota, Metazoa, Arthropoda, Insecta, Hemiptera, Aphididae. Gene Ontology annotation, biological process: axoneme assembly; cilium movement involved in cell motility; cilium assembly. Gene Ontology annotation, cellular component: radial spoke; axoneme. The transcript is spliced from 6 exons. The coding region runs from base 1 to 987 and encodes 328 amino acids.